Messenger RNA from Mesocricetus auratus (golden hamster), 2586 nucleotides. It is a transcript of the gene Mapkapk3, whose product is annotated as MAPK activated protein kinase 3. Lineage: Eukaryota; Metazoa; Chordata; Mammalia; Rodentia; Cricetidae. The record is from RefSeq and is a predicted model, not a curated record. The transcript has 11 exons. Gene Ontology annotation, molecular function: mitogen-activated protein kinase binding; calmodulin binding; calcium/calmodulin-dependent protein kinase activity. Gene Ontology annotation, biological process: response to cytokine; toll-like receptor signaling pathway; intracellular signal transduction. The coding region runs from base 265 to 1419 and encodes 384 amino acids. Gene Ontology annotation, cellular component: cytoplasm; nucleus.
GAACCCGCCUGGCCCUUUAAGGCUGACCUAGCGGGGCCCCAAGUCCGCAUGACGUGCCGGGAAGGGGGGUGGGGGUCACGUGGGCCGCGGGCGGCGAGACUUGGGCCCUGGGCGCCCCUCGGCUACCGGCUCCUCGGAUCACUAUUCCUCGCCCGGCUCGCCUGCAGCAUGGCUUCCGUCUAGUGCAGUGCCACCGAGUGCGCCUUCGCCAGGUGCCUCUGGACGCACCAGGCUGGGGCUACCUCCGAGCGCCCCGUGGGGGCCAUGGAUGGCGAGACAGCAGAGGAGAAGGGGAGUCUUGAGCCCCCGCCAGGUGCACUCGAUGGGCCCACCUUGGGUGGUGCUCAGGCCCUAGGUGUGCGACGAGAGCCUAAGAAGUAUGCGGUGACUGAUGACUACCAGUUAUCCAAGCAGGUGCUGGGCCUGGGCGUGAACGGCAAGGUGCUGGAGUGCUACAAUCGGCGCACCGGGCAGAAGUGCGCCUUGAAGCUCCUGUACGACAGCCCCAAGGCCCGGCAGGAGGUGGAGCACCACUGGCAGGCCUCAGGCGGCCCCCACAUCGUACGCAUCCUGGAUGUGUAUGAGAACAUGCAUCAUGGCAAGCGCUGCCUCCUCAUCGUCAUGGAAUGCAUGGAAGGUGGUGAGCUGUUCAGCAGGAUCCAGGAACGUGGUGACCAGGCUUUCACUGAGAGAGAGGCUGCAGAGAUAAUGCGGGACAUUGGCACUGCCAUCCAGUUCUUGCACAGCCAGAACAUCGCCCACCGGGAUGUCAAGCCUGAAAACCUACUCUAUACAUCCAAGGAGAAAGAUGCUGUGCUUAAGCUCACCGAUUUUGGCUUUGCCAAGGAAACCACCCAAAAUGCCCUGCAAACACCCUGUUACACCCCCUAUUAUGUGGCUCCUGAGGUCCUGGGUCCAGAGAAGUAUGACAAGUCAUGUGACAUGUGGUCCCUGGGAGUCAUCAUGUACAUCCUUUUGUGUGGAUUCCCACCCUUCUACUCCAACACUGGCCAGGCCAUCUCUCCAGGCAUGAAGAGAAGGAUUCGCUUGGGUCAAUAUGGCUUCCCCAAGCCUGAGUGGUCAGAGGUCUCUGAGGAUGCCAAGCAGCUAAUCCGCCUGCUCCUGAAGACAAACCCCACAGAGAGGUUGACCAUCAUGCAGUUUAUGAACCAUCCUUGGAUCAAUCGAUCAAUGGUGGUCCCACAGACCCCACUCCACACAGCCCGAGUGCUACAGGAAGACAAGGACCACUGGGAUGAAGUCAAGGAGGAGAUGACUAGUGCCCUGGCCACCAUGCGGGUGGACUACGACCAGGUGAAGAUCAAGGACCUGAAGACCUCUAACAAUCGGCUCCUCAACAAGCGGAGGAAGAAGCAGGCUGGCAGCGCCUCAGCCUCACAAGGGUGCAACAACCAGUAGCUCGUGGGGGAGCCAGAGGGACAGACUGCCGUGCUCUGAGGCUCUGGCCAGGAGGGGCCGGGGUCAUUCUUAUAACAAAAGCAUCAUUUUCUUGUCUUGAUGUGUCAUGUUGAACUUGAGGCUCAAGAACUUGACCCAAGAGUCCAGCCUACGUUCAGGCCCUGGAAAGCUGCUGGGCUCCGGGAAAGCUUCCUUGGCCAGUGUGGCUUGAGAGGCCACAGCUCUGCUCCGCUUUAGGACUUGGCCUUGCUUCUAGGCCGCUGGGAGUUGUGGAGGACCUACCCUUUUCCUCCUGCUGUGUGGGCAGAUGGGUCUGGCCUUGAGAAAGGUAUCUGGCCAUUGGUUGCUAUGGUGACCAGAGGCCAUGUUGCUGUCUAUGAAUACUGAACAAAGGAAAAAGGAGGGACAGUCAAGGGCCUACCUUCUUGGGGAGAUUUGUCUCCCUCACACUGGCGGUCCCUCCCCAGCAUCCCUUCUCUUUGGUGUGCCAGAGGCUGCAUAGUCCAGCAGGCUUACUUCCCCGGGUGGUCCAGCCCUGCCUUACCGUAGCACAGCCCACAUAUCAGUCCUCGAGAGUCCCCGAGGCCAAGCAUCCUGUUACUACCCCCUAUCCAAAAGGUAACUUCUCAUCUCAAUUGCAGGUGUGGGUAUGUGUGUUGGGGGUGGGCAUCCUUAACCCUUUUCCAUUUUGAAAGCAUCACUAUGACAAAAGUCCUGUCUCUUCCUGCUCAGCAGAUCUCAGGUAGAAAAGUCCCUCUCUGCUGAUAGCAAGGGCUGCUCUGAGGGUACUUUUGUGAAAGGGAGUUCUUGGCUCCGUUUUCUACUCUAGAUCAGACCUGAGGUGGUGAUGGGCUGCUGAGCCGUGCUUUGGAGGUCCGGUCCUGGCUUUAGCAUGAGUUGGAGCAGAGAGGGGUCUUUCUUGGCUGACCCCACCCUUAGCCAGCUCUGCCCUGCCACGCCCAGGGUAUCCCACCCUUAGCCAGCUCUGCCCUGCCACGCCCAGGGUAUCCUCCAGGUGCUGAGAAGAUGACCUGACAAGUGCCUGGCACCUAGCCUUGUUCCUAGAUCCUGGCCUUUCUUAGUGGCUGGGAAACCUUAGAUCAUGUCAGCUAGAACGGUACUGCUGGAUUUUAUAUCCAGAUAUUAAUAAACAUCUUUUUAACAUUU